AGAUGACGUCAAAUUCCGUGUAAUAACUGCAUAAUAAAGCAGACUAGAAUUCAAAACUCCAUUAAAUCUCUCUUCUUGAGCUCUGGUGCAUGAUGUUUAACGAGGCUACAACCGUAUCCCGUGCGACCUCUCUUUCGCGUGCCAGCAAGCACGGCUCGACAGCCUCGUCGCGCAAUCAAUCUCUCAUCAAGAAAAACGUUGCUCCACAGGAUCUCCGCCCAUCCGAUAUUCUUAUCGAGCGAUUUGUCUCCUGGAAAGCUAUUGUGAAGCAACUCAUCAGUUACUUUGAAGGCGUCGCCGAUAUCGAGAACAACAUCGCCAAGGAAUACACGAAGCUUGGCGCAGUAAUUCAAGUACCUUUCCGCUCAGGAAAUCAAUUUCUAGGCGAAGGAGGCCUACAGGACGUAUAUUAUGGCAUUCGCGACAAAACACGCGCCAUUGCCGACCAACAUGCAAACCUGGGUCGGACCGUCGAUAGCUCCAUCGUGCAACAUCUACAAAAACUGCACGCGGAAAUUAAAGCGCACAUCAAGAAUGUUCAAAACGACACUGGUAAAUUGGCCACCAGUGUUGCCAAAGAACGCGAGCUAUCCGGAAGAAUGAUCGGUGAACUGGCAACGAGUGUCAGCAUUUUCAAGAAUACCCCGAUGGGCGUGACUAAUAAGACUGAUCCUUAUGUUGCCAACAUAGCAGUCAUGAGACAAUUGCAAAAACAAGUUCAUGAAGAAAAUGCUCUUCAGAAAUCCAUUAUAAUAAUGCAACAGAAUUCUGCCCACUUCGAGGAAGGAAUUGUACGCGCCAUUCAGUCGGCUUGGCAAACUUAUGAUGAGUGGCGAUCUCGAAUGACUAAUUCGGUGCAAGAUACGUGGCAUACUAUGGGUCGAAACAUGGUCUCACUUGCGCCCGACCGGGAGUGGAUAUCAUUUUCAGCCAGGUCUGACCAUCUUCUUGAUCCCGAGACCCCUCUGCGUAAUCCAGAAACCAUUCAGUACCCCUCGAAAGAAGACACCUCGGUCAUAGCCGUGCAUAACGGACAUCUUGAACGCAAGAAGAGGUUUACGAGGACCUAUCGCGAGGCCUACUAUGUCCUCACUCCCGCAGGAUUCUUGCACGAGUUUGCGACGUCUGACCCAUCUCAGUCAGGCAGUCAAACUCCAGUAUUUUCAUUAUUCCUUCCGGCGUGCACACUUGGCCCUCCGUCAACGCCGUCUUCAAAGUCUCACAAGUUCCAUAUCGAGGGUCGCAAAGAUGGUACGGGUACCACUAAACAUGGCUCUUUCAAAUUGCCUAUGACGGGUGGCCAACACGCUUGGUCAUUCCGUUCUCGUAGUCAUGAGGAUAUGAUGGAGUGGUGGAAUGAUGUCAGAAUGUUAUGUGCCCGUUAUCUUGUCGCCAGCGAGCAAAUGGACCGCGGGGGUCCAGUCGAGGCGGCAGUCCGUUCCGCUGGAUAUAUCAGCGACGAAGAGGACGAGGAGGAUGGAUCUAGCGUUGAGCAGGACCAGGAAGAUGAGGAUGAGGAUGAUCAGUAUGAAGAUGCUGACGCUGACGCUAUUGUUGAUGAUGACGAGGAGGAUCAUAAGACUCCGCCUUCUUACUCCAACCCCGCCAAAAACUCUUUCAAUGGUACACAUCAAGAUGGCUACGCGCCAGACAAACGAGCGUCGUCGAUAAGCCACGACGACAGCAUGGCUUUGUCACGCCCAAGCAGGCGUCAGCAGGAAAAGGCACCCGAAGGACGACCUCCACAUGACCAUCAAUCAUCUAAUACUGUGGGUCAAGCUCCUAGUGAGCACGACGAACGUGGCUCUAUGCCUAAGAACGGCGAAGCUGGUCCCGCGCCAGUGGAAAGCAAAUUUCAUGAAGACACGGAGUGACCGAGCAGCGGCAUGACGGCUAUCCUCCACAACGUAACUUGAUCAGCAACCAAUCAUGGCUCAUCCCUUUACUUUAUUGUUUUCUGUGUAUUGUCAGUUAAUUCGCACACGAGAUUGUUUGAUCUAUUUAACACACCUGGAACCCCAUUAGAAACCGGUGUACCUAUCGAUGUUAUCAUUAAUACAUCAAUGUCCAUGGAUUGAGAUCAGC
Molecule: messenger RNA, 2085 nt
Organism: Suillus fuscotomentosus
Lineage: Eukaryota; Fungi; Basidiomycota; Agaricomycetes; Boletales; Suillaceae
Exons: 5
Coding region: 90-1874 (594 amino acids)
Source: RefSeq, a predicted model, not a curated record